This is a messenger RNA of Daktulosphaira vitifoliae (grape phylloxera), 834 nucleotides long. RefSeq names its product lymphocyte-specific helicase-like. The annotation marks the transcript as partial. Gene Ontology annotation, cellular component: nucleus; pericentric heterochromatin. Gene Ontology annotation, molecular function: ATP binding; chromatin binding; ATP-dependent chromatin remodeler activity. The transcript has 4 exons. NCBI's taxonomy places the organism in Eukaryota, Metazoa, Arthropoda, Insecta, Hemiptera, Phylloxeridae. Gene Ontology annotation, biological process: DNA methylation-dependent constitutive heterochromatin formation; negative regulation of gene expression via chromosomal CpG island methylation; pericentric heterochromatin formation. The record is from RefSeq and is a predicted model, not a curated record.
UUUCAGACUUUGUUCGAAAAUGGAUUGAAUGGUAUUUUAGCUGAUGAUAUGGGUCUUGGUAAAACUAUUCAAACAAUAGCAUUCUAUUGUUUUCUUAUUGAAAUGAAUAUUAAAGGUCCUUUUCUUGUUAUUGCUCCUCUUUCUACUAUACCUAAUUGGUUGUCGGAAUUCACUAAAUUUUCCCCUGAGCUACCUUCUUUACUUUACCAUGGUUCAGAAACUGAAAGAAUUGCUGCUCGAUCUAAGUUUAAAAAAACUCACAGAGUAAAUGAUAUGAAUUGUUAUCCUAUAAUUAUAACUACAUAUGAGGUAAUGCGUGUAGAUAUAAAAUUUUUGUCAACAAUUGAUUGGAAAUACAUAACUGUAGAUGAAGGACACAAACUUAAAAAUUUCAACGCACUAACAUCUAAAGCUAUGAGAGAAUUUAAGUGUGCAAAUAAACUUAUUCUCACUGGAACACCAAUUCAAAAUGAUAUGACAGAACUUUGGUCUUUACUCAAUUUGUUAAUGCCCAAAUUAUUUGAUAAGUUAGAAGAUUUUAAUUCAUGGUUUGUAGUUGAUGAUUUCUUUGACGAUAAUAUUAAAAUUGCAAGUAUGGCAAAAAAAAAUGAAAUUUUGGAUAUUAUUCAAAAGGUUAUUAAGCCUUUCAUUUUAAGACGUGAAAAAAAAGAAACUGAUUUAAAACUUCCUCCUAAAAAAGAAGUUGUUAUUUAUGCUCCAGUUACUGAAAGACAGCAGGAAUUAUAUAAAGCAACAUUAAAUAAACACAUGGAAGUACUACUAAAACAGCAAAAAGUAAAAAAAUUAAAUAAAUUUUGAAUAUUUUAUUAAUUA